Vanderwaltozyma polyspora DSM 70294 is the source of this 915-nucleotide messenger RNA. RefSeq names its product FMN adenylyltransferase (gene FAD1). The transcript has a single exon. Gene Ontology annotation, molecular function: DNA binding; FMN adenylyltransferase activity. Gene Ontology annotation, biological process: FAD biosynthetic process; regulation of DNA-templated transcription. Bases 1 to 915 code for a protein of 304 amino acids. Lineage: Eukaryota; Fungi; Ascomycota; Saccharomycetes; Saccharomycetales; Saccharomycetaceae. The record is from RefSeq and is a predicted model, not a curated record.
AUGAAUCUGGAAGAAAUUGCAAGAUUAUGCCAUGAUAUAACUCAAUCAUAUUUGGAUAUUUCAGAAGGAGUAUCGCCAAUUAUAGUGGAAACUCAAGAAGCUAUUAAAUUGAGCAGAAAACAUAUCAUGGAGGAAAUUUUCAAUCGAUGGUGUCCAAUAAGUGGUGAAAUUUCCUUCUCUUAUAAUGGUGGGAAAGACUGUCAGGUAUUACUAUUGAUAUAUUUAGGAUGUUUAUGGAAAUACUACCUUGAUAAUAAGGACAAAUUUAAUUGGGAUAAGUUCCCAUUGGAGAGGUUACCUACAGUUUUCAUUGCCUCAGAAGAGACAUUUACUUCAUUAGAAUUAUUUAUUAAUUCUAGCGUAGAAAGAUAUAAUCUAAAUCUUUAUAAAUCACAAUUGGACAAGACAAGAAAAAUUAGCAUGGCAGAGGCAUUUGAUAUAUUCUUGAAAGAAUAUCCUAUUACUAAGAGUAUUUUAAUUGGUGUUAGGCGCACAGAUCCAUUUGGAGAACAUUUAUCACCAAUUCAAAAGACUGAUUUGAAUUGGCCAAGCUUUGUACGCCUACAGCCAUUACUGCAUUGGAAACUAGCUCAUAUAUGGAGUUUCCUACUUUAUUCAAAUGAACCUAUAUGUGGAUUAUAUAGUGUUGGGUUCACAUCAAUCGGUAGCAUCUCACAGACUACACCAAAUCCAUCAUUGAAGAAACUCACAAACUCCGAAGAUAGCAAGUUAUCGUUAUCAUUCGAUUGGGAAAUAAAUAACUCCUAUCCAAAUUCCAUGGUGAAGAAAAGUGAAGUCAACAUAUCGAAAUUAACCGAUGAAGAUAUCACUCUUCUAUCAACAUUUGGAGAGUUUCACCCAGGUUGGUAUCUAAUCGAUGAUAAAUUAGAGAGAUCGGGACGUAUCAAAAAGUAA